Messenger RNA from Toxoplasma gondii ME49, 816 nucleotides. Its product is annotated as fructose-1,6-bisphosphate aldolase. Gene Ontology annotation, biological process: fructose 1,6-bisphosphate metabolic process; glycolytic process. Gene Ontology annotation, cellular component: cytosol. The record is from RefSeq and is a predicted model, not a curated record. Bases 1 to 816 code for a protein of 271 amino acids. The transcript has a single exon. Gene Ontology annotation, molecular function: fructose-bisphosphate aldolase activity. NCBI's taxonomy places the organism in Eukaryota, Apicomplexa, Conoidasida, Eucoccidiorida, Sarcocystidae.
AUGGUUCAGCUGUUGAAGAACGAAGGCAUUAUUCCGGGCAUCAAAGUCGACAAGGGUCUAGCCACACUUCCGGGAACAGACGACGAGAAGGCGACUAUGGGUUUGGACGGCCUCUCUGAGCGCUGCAAGAAGUACUACGAGGCAGGCGCUCGUUUCGCCAAGUGGCGUGCGGUGCUCAGCAUCGACCCGGCAAAGGGAAAGCCUACAAAUUUGUCUAUCACUGAGGUGGCCCACGGCCUCGCGCGCUACGCGGCAAUCUGCCAAGCGAAUCGACUCGUCCCUAUCGUCGAACCCGAGAUUCUCACAGACGGCAGCCACGACAUCACCGUGUGCGCCGAAGUCACCGAGCGUGUGCUAGCGGCGGUCUUCAAGGCUCUGAACGACCACCACGUUCUGCUGGAGGGAGCGCUACUGAAGCCAAACAUGGUGACCCACGGCUCGGACUGCCCGAAGCCGGCGUCUCACGAGGAGAUUGCUUUCUACACCGUCCGCAGCCUGAAGCGCACGGUCCCGCCUGCGCUCCCCGGCGUCAUGUUUCUCUCCGGAGGCCAGUCCGAGGAAGACGCUUCGCUGAACCUGAACGAGAUGAACAAGAUGGGACCCCACCCGUUCCAGCUCUCCUUCUCUUACGGCCGCGCUCUCCAGGCUUCCUGCCUGAAGGGCUGGAAGGGUGUCCCCGAAAACAAAGCCAAGGCACAAGCAGUGCUGAUGGAGCGCGCGCGCGCCAAUGGCGAGGCACAGCUCGGCAAAUACGGGCGCGGUGCAGGCGGGGCCCGCUGCGCUUCAUCCCUUCUCGAGAAACGCUACGUGUACUAA